Messenger RNA from Moneuplotes crassus, 383 nucleotides. NCBI's taxonomy places the organism in Eukaryota, Ciliophora, Spirotrichea, Euplotida, Euplotidae. The record is from the annotation of a GenBank genome assembly.
GGACCAAAAUCUUAUAAAUAAUAACUUAAAAAGAUGCCUUCAAAAAAAGAAGCCCUACUAUCCGUUAUGAAUGACGAAGAGAAGUUUCAUGCUGUAGCCCAGAAAGCCUUCUCUGACGUAGACCAAGACGGCAGUGGAAAACUUGACAAGAGCGAAAUGAAGAACUGCCUGGCUAUCUUUAACAAGGAUUUAGACAUCCCUGCUCCUAGUGACGAAACUGUUGAAAAGUAUAUAGGGAUUUUGGAUGAAGGUGAUGGAGAUGGUAUGGUUAGCAUUGAUGAAUUCAAGAUUUUGUUAAAGGCAAUGAUGGAAGUUAAUUUGAUGAUGAUAGAAAUGGAGGAGGAUGAAUAAGAGAUUUGGAUUAUAAUUCAAUUGGUGAGAGG